AUGUAUAGGAAUGUAUUUGUGCAGCAGCAUCUGUGGGGAAUGACCCUGGGACCGCAGCCCUUCUAUGGGUUCUACCUGCGGAAUUUCUCGUCACCGAUCCAUACGGUGACAAAGACAGAGAGCGAACAGGUAUCGUUGUCGACAGUUGACCUGGCGACGACGCAGGUUGCCUGGGACGAUGAGAAGCGCUUGCUAGAGCUUCCGGUCGGGAAGAGCGGUACGGUGGGGAUGAUAACAUGGGCCCGCGGUGGGAAGAGCUGGGAGUUGUUGAAGUUCGGUUUCGACAAUGAGUUUAACCCCGCACUACAAUUAGGGGGGGAUUAUCGUAGUCCUAACAGACCAUUGACCAUGGAUCCAAAGUCGGCCGACGACUGGUUGGAUCCGUCCUGGAUGGACGGGCCAGCGCAUAGUAAGUACCUACAUAAGGCGGAUAGGUUGGGUGGCCUACAUGAGGAAAUCUUUAUUACCGAAAAGCGCAUCCCAUUGAAGAGGGGGAGAUGGGGAUGA
This is a messenger RNA of Pseudogymnoascus destructans, 507 nucleotides long. RefSeq lists its product as uncharacterized. NCBI's taxonomy places the organism in Eukaryota, Fungi, Ascomycota, Leotiomycetes, Thelebolales, Thelebolaceae. The record is from RefSeq and is a predicted model, not a curated record. Bases 1 to 507 code for a protein of 168 amino acids. The transcript has a single exon.